AUGUCGACGGCUUCACCGGAAACAAGAAGCAGAGGUCUACAUGACACAAAUGUCACUGUCGAUCUCCUACUCGAAACAUGGCACAAGUCCUCCGUGUCUAAGAAAAUGGGAAGUCUUCUCUCUGCUGAGAGUGAGUUUGAUGAAGAAGGUACCGAAUCGAGCCAGGUUUUCGACACAAAGGUGGUUGAGGCUCUUACGCUUUUGGUAGCAACAAAGAAUGGGACAGGGGGUCAUAUGACACCGAUGGAUACCAGUACAGCACAAUUAGACCUACCAAGCUUUGACUAUUCUCCUCUACCUAUUCCCAAUGAUUUGCCCCUUCGACCACAAGCAGGAGAAUUGUUUCAUACCACCGUCGGUCGCGAACCAGAACCCGCCCCACGGCCUCUUAAAUCCACACCAUCACCUAUCCCCGACCUUCCGAAGAACUGGUCAUAUCUCCUUGACCUCUAUUUCGAGACGACGCAUUGUUGGUUUCCAAUAUCGCAAAAGCACGAACUCUUGCGUGCUGCGUAUACACUAUCCAACGAACCAUCGAAGACAUCUAUUAGUUCACUAUCAGCUGAAGAACUAGCCUUUCUUCAUGCUGUGCUUACAUACGCCUCAUACCAGUCGACUACCUUAUCAAGUAACUCCAGCAGGAAACCCGAUGAUAUACAUGACUUCAAGUCGCCACAAAGUCUACUCGAGACAAGUUUGUUCGCGAACCCAACUGCCUUUGAUCUCGGCCACGUUCGAGCUCUGCUCAUUAUAUGCCUCUUUGAGAUGGAUCAGAAGCGCUGGCCUUUAGCAUGGACUACAAUAGGCCGGGCUAUAUAUACAGCGAUAUCCCUUGGGUUACUUUCUCAAGGCAACAUGACUAAUCCUUCAAGCCAGGAUGGCGUAAAACGGACCAUUAUGGGCUGCACAAUACUAGAGACCAUGGUUGCAGCACGUCUCGAUACUCUUCCAUAUCUCACAUCCUCCAAUGUAUUGCUUCAAGGCGGCUUGUUAGCUGAUGGGAACGAGGAAUGGGAGCCUUGGAACCUCAAGAUCCUCGUUGAACCCCAAUCUCAGCAAGACCAGGAGAACACAAACUCACAUGUUCCAGGGCAUGUGAUAAGUACUUUUAACAGAUCACUCCAGACCAUUCUAUCAUUGAACGGUCUGAUCCACCACAAGAAAGACUUGCCGGCAGCUCGAAACUUUGGCGAACUCAUGAGUUUAUGCAAAGAGAACUUGAGCACUAUGGGCAACUUGGACGCUACCAACUUAUCGCCCCAAGCUCUCAGUCUCUGGACAGCUUCAAUAGCGGUAUUUGAACUAGCAGCAGCGGAGUCUUUGAUCUCCAACCUUCCUAUCCUCGAACGCCCAAGUGGCUAUUGGGGGAAUGUCUCAUACUUAGCUAGCCUCACGGAGAAACGCGUUCGGAGCAUAGGUCGUUGUGCUAUCUCUCCUGUCGUCAAGGCUUGCAUGGAAUCAGUUAAGAGGUCUCUGCGUCACCAAGAAGGGCAUUAUACUGCUAGUAAUAUCGGCGACGAUCUCCAUUGCGCCAAAGAAGCCGUUGCGAAAUGUUUGGAUACCUUACAAGAGUCGUUGGGAGGAACGUCCCAGGACGAUGCCUCGAACGAUUCACAGUUGAUAUCUGCCGGCAACGUCAAUCAUUCGCUUCUCCCAAUGUACCUUGCAGUCGGCAAGGAACCAGUACCAUCCCAGUUCGAUCUUCCGUCCACUCCAUCAACACUGCGGUCGAAUAAGGUGGGCAAUUCACUGCAGCACAAUGAAACAGAUGCACACCCUGCAGGCGGAAUCUCAUUCCCAAUAGACCCAGAUUUGGUCUCAAAUAUUGAAGACGAUGGCCUUUUUGAUAGUCUCGCCACGUUGGACUCAAUUGAUUGGCUGGCCAACCCACCAGAGUUCAUGCAGCAUCUUGGAAUGCUUGAUGAUGCCCCUAAUAAUCUUGAACACCUCUUCGACAUGGGAUUCUAA
Messenger RNA from Fusarium subglutinans, 1968 nucleotides. Its product is annotated as quinic acid utilization activator. Gene Ontology annotation, biological process: DNA-templated transcription; positive regulation of transcription by RNA polymerase II. The transcript has 3 exons. Lineage: Eukaryota; Fungi; Ascomycota; Sordariomycetes; Hypocreales; Nectriaceae. The record is from RefSeq and is a predicted model, not a curated record. Bases 1 to 1968 code for a protein of 655 amino acids. Gene Ontology annotation, molecular function: DNA binding; zinc ion binding; DNA-binding transcription factor activity.